AUGAAUUCUUUGCCGUGUGGCUCCGGGGCGACGCACGGCAAACCAGCAGCGCACGGCAAAGAGCCAGCACGGCGCUCGGCAAAGCAACCCCGCACGUCGCACGGCAAAGACCUCUGCCGUGCAAAGGCACACGGCAAAGAGCUUUGCCGUGCAAAAGCGCACGGCAACGUCUACCUCCGCACGGCAAAGCCGCUUUGCCGCACGGCAAAGGAGCCUCGCACGGCAAAGGGCGUGGAUAAGGUCGCGGACCGACUCCCUCCUCCACACAAUUUCACACACGCACGCGCCCGGCCCUCCUUUUCCCAGCUCGCCGCCGCCGCCGAGACGCGCCGCCACGCCCGCCCGCCGCACGCCGCCGCAUCGACCUCCCCCGCCGCACGCCGCCGCCUCGACCUCCCCCGCCGCUGCCGCCGCUCUCUCGCCCGGCCCUCCCCCGCCGCGCGCGCCGCUUCCACGCCGCUGCGCGCCGCUCCCUCGCCCGGCCCUCCCCCGCUGCCGCCGCUUCCCUCGCCGCGGCAGGCAGCUGCUUCUCCCCCGCCGCUGCCCUCCCCGCCGCUGUCGCUCCGCCGCCGCUGCCGCUCCCCGGCCGCGGACGCUGCUGCUGCUGCUCCCUCACCCGGCCGUUCAUGCAUGUAUUAG
Messenger RNA from Lolium perenne, 639 nucleotides. NCBI's taxonomy places the organism in Eukaryota, Viridiplantae, Streptophyta, Magnoliopsida, Poales, Poaceae. The record is from RefSeq and is a predicted model, not a curated record.